Molecule: messenger RNA, 747 nt
Organism: Pieris macdunnoughi
Lineage: Eukaryota; Metazoa; Arthropoda; Insecta; Lepidoptera; Pieridae
Source: the annotation of a GenBank genome assembly
AUGCGUUUUGAAAAUAAAGUUGUGAUUAUAACCGGUGCAAAUACCAAUUUUGGUAAAGAAAUAUCAGUGCAGUUUAUUCUUGAAGGUGCAUCCGUAGUGUUAGUUGGCAAAAACGAAGACAAACUCAACAGUUUAAAGAGAAUUUGUGACGCCAAAAAAGAUGACGAUACGCAACCGGCGUUUGUCAUCAAAGCAGACUUGACUCAAGACGAUGAAGUUACAAAUGUAAUAAGUCAAACAAAACAGAAGUUUGGCAAGAUAAAUAUAUUGAUAAAUAACGCGGAGAUUGUGCGCGAAGGCAGACUUACUGAUGAUAGUGUUUUAGAUUCAUUUGAUGAUGUUAUGAGUAUUAAUCUACGCGCCGUUGUAGCCAUCACUACUUCUGCGGCACCACACCUUAUCAAGACGAAGGGAAAUAUAGUGAAUAUAUCCUCUGUUGGUGCUGAAAGAAUUUUAGGUAACAAUCACAUAGCUUACUUUAUUUCUAAAGCUGGGCUUAAUCAUUUUACAAGAGCAUGUGCUAUGGAAUUAGGAAAGAAAGGUGUCAGGGUGAACACAGUUAGUGUAGGAGCAACUUCAGGAAGCUAUAGUUAUAGUAAAAGCAUUGACACCCAUAUUGACCCUGAGGAAGUAGCCGAACUGGUUCUCCAUGCUGCUAGCAAAAAAUCUAAAGGAAUUACAGGUUCUAAUCUAGUCAAUGAUUGUGGAAAUUUAGUUGCAUAUGUUGACGACUGGAAAAACUAUUGA